This is a messenger RNA of Cercopithifilaria johnstoni, 2391 nucleotides long. NCBI's taxonomy places the organism in Eukaryota, Metazoa, Nematoda, Chromadorea, Rhabditida, Onchocercidae. The record is from the annotation of a GenBank genome assembly.
AUGGCGGAAGCAAAUAGUUCCGAUGAUCCAUGGGCACUUCCAGAAGGUCGUUUGAAGAAUCGUCGAAAUGUUGUUGAUGGGACAAAAGCCUUAUCAUUGGAUGAUAAAUCGGAGGUAAGCAGUUGUGACAACAGCAGCGGGCAGCAACUCUUUGGCGGAUUUUCAGCACCAAAAGCGUUUGGUGAAAGUGUAUUUGGUGGUGAUUUGAAUUUACGAGAUAGUCCACACGACGGCAGCAUCAGGCCCGGGAGAGUCGCUGAUGGCAGUUAUGGGGACGCUUACCGAGGGGUGCCGUUUAAUCCGGCUUCAAGGAAUUCAUUCGGAACUCAGCGAGGAUUUGGAAGUACGUUUGGUGGUGGAAUUCAAUCAAGUAAAUCAUCCGGUAAUGAUGGAAGUUUUGGAUUUCAAGCAAACCCGGCAAGAUUUGAUACAAGCAGCGGUUUUUCCAGACAAAAUCUGCUUCUAGAAAAUUCGAAUCGGUCAAACAGCAUAGGUCAAUUCUCUCCACCAGCUAGUGCUGUUGAUUUGUCUGAUUCUUCUAAUCUACCGCAAUUCAGUGGUAAUAAUGAACGAUGCAUAAACAUACGAAAGAAACUGGAAAAUGAAGAAGAUUCAGAGUUGAAACAACAAAAUAUUGAAACUGGAAAUAGCGCUUUUUCAGUAAUCUCAUCCUUUCCAAAAAACGGAAGCUUCAGUAAUAAUACUGGAAACGUUGGAAUGCAGCAACCGUUUCAGGCUGAAAAAUCGCCAGGAGCGCACACAUUAUCCUUGGAAGAACGUGAGAAAAUUUUUUGGAAACAGGCUGCUUCUCGUUCAUCUCCAUUCGUUCCUAUGCAGAUAGCAAGGAGUCCACUAAAUAACAAAACUCCAAAAUUUGGUGGUUUCAUUCCCCCAGCAAAUGGUCGACCGCUAUAUGGACGAAGUCUUUGCAGCGACGAACAAAGUGGAAGAAAUGCUGAUACUGUACCACUUUUUUCUACUUCAUCAUCACAGUGCAAGACAAUGGCGAAUGUUGACCAGGAAACUUCCCAACAUGGUGGUGAUGGAUCUUUCCCAAAAGAUGAAUAUGAAAAGCCGAUGCCAAAUGAAGAGAUAUCGUUGCUAAACAAAAUAUUACAUAAAAAGCUGGAAAAUUUACAAAAUGGUAGUUUAGAAAUUUCACAGGCUCGAAGUGACCCAAAUUCACCGCUGUAUUCCGUUACUUCAUUCCAGAGUUUGCGCCUGAAGGAUGAACUUCUAAAAGCUUUAGAUAAAAUGAAUUUCUAUAUGCCAUCAAAAAUUCAAGAAGCGGCACUCCCUUUGCUUCUAGUUGAACCACCGAUGAAUUUGAUUGCACAAGCACAAAGUGGUACAGGUAAAACAGCAACCUUCGUACUUACAAUGCUGUCACGUGUCAUUCCGUCCAAUAAAUGGCCUCAAUGUUUGUGCCUCGCACCUACUUAUGAAUUAGCUAUGCAAAUUGGCCAAGUAGUUAAAAAAAUGAGCGAAUUUUUGCCGGAAAUCGAGAUUCGCUACGCAAUUAAGGGUGAACGAAUGUCUCGUGGGGAAAAAGUCGAAGAACAGAUAAUAAUUGGCACACCGGGUAAAAUGUUGGAUUGGGUGACAAAACUCAAAGUGAUCGAUCCGUCUAAAAUAAUUUGCCUAGUAUUAGACGAGGCCGAUAUUAUGAUCUCACAGCAAGGGCAUCAGGAUCAAAGUAUUCGACUGCAUAAUGAAUUAGAACGAUCAGGGGCGAAAUAUCAAAGUCUGCUGUUCAGUGCUACGUACGACGAAGCUGUUCGAUCAUUUGCAGAUUCUAUUAUCAAAGAUGCCGUCAAUAUUACCUUGCGAAGAGAUGAACAGACGUUGAAAAAUAUCAAGCAGUAUUAUGUGAAAUGUGCUAAUAGAGAGGAGAAAUAUGAAGCCGUAAUGAAUUUAUACGGUGGUUUAACGAUUGCCUCAGCUAUUAUUUUUUGUUACACACGCAAAUCAGCUGAAUGGUUGGCUGCACGGAUGGGACAGCGAGGUCAUGAUGUUACGGUACUGCACGGCGAAAUGACAAUAGAGGAUCGAGCUCGAACUAUUGAACAGUUUAAAGACAGUGUUUACAAAGUGCUUAUCACAACGAAUGUUUGUGCUCGAGGUAUUGAUGUCUCUCAGGUGUCAGUGGUUAUAAAUUACGAUCCACCAGUGACUUAUGCGGAUAAUCCACAACCAGACUACGAAACUUAUAUCCAUCGAAUUGGGAGGACAGGAAGAUUUGGUAAAGCAGGGAUCGCGAUCAAUUUGGUUUCUGAUGAUUUCUCACUGAGUAUUAUUCAACGAAUUGGCGACUACUUUGGCGUAGUGAUCGAGCCCUUAGAUGCAAGCGAUACAGAUCAGUUAGAAGCAAUCGAUAAAGAUAAGUUUUGA